AUGGAAGAUUCCCAGCUACCGUUGGUCCGGUCGACAAGUGGUGCAUGCGACGCAUGGUCAAGGUUGGAAGACCACUUCGAGAAGAAGAGUCUUGCCAACAAGCUGUUCUUGCGCCGUCGCUUCUUCACGACAAUGAUGGAAGAAGGCGACGAUGUGCUCGAACACAUCAACAAGCUCAAGACGCUGGCGGAAACAGCUAGAAGCGGUGGGGGCUCCAGUCUGCGAGAGACCCCGAUCUGGUGA
Molecule: messenger RNA, 243 nt
Organism: Peronospora matthiolae
Lineage: Eukaryota; Oomycota; Peronosporomycetes; Peronosporales; Peronosporaceae
Source: the annotation of a GenBank genome assembly